CCAAUACCCUUUGCAACGGUGAAAUGACUCCGAUAUGCGAAUGUGUCACCAAUAAUUAAAGUGUGAAAUAGUGUGUUAGGAGACAACUUUGACUAUUUGUUACUUACGCUAUAAAGAGAAUCUAAAAAAAUGAAGACUAUGAAACUGGUGUCCUGGAUAUGUGCCACGUGUUUACUGACGCUGGCGGGCUCUGCAGAUGAGAUGGUGAAUAUCCCGGGAGGGAAGAUGAUAAUGGGAAGCAGUGCAGCUGAUGGGAGAGAUGGAGAGUCUCCCAGCAGGGAGGUUGAACUUCAGGACUUUACAAUAGACACGUACCCUGUUACUAAUGCAGAUUUCAGAGAGUUUGUGAGAGCGCAGAAAUACAAAACAGAAGCUGAGACGUGGUGGAGUUUUGUAUUUGAAGACUUUGUGUCGGAUGACCUGAAGAGCAAAGUGACACAGAAGAUUGAGACAGCUCCUUGGUGGUUGCCUAUAGAACGGGUGUCAUGGAGACAGCCUGCAGGACCAGGUUCAGGCAUUCGGGAGCGCCUGGACUUCCCUGUGGUUCAGGUGAGCUGGACUGAUGCUAAGGCUUUCUGCCAGUGGAGGGGAAAGAGACUGCCCACUGAGGAGGAGUGGGAGUGGGCUGCACGAGGUGGGCUGCAAGGUCGGACUUAUCCAUGGGGAAACAAGUUCCAGGCCAACAGAUCCAACCUUUGGCAGGGGGCCUUUCCAGAAAAAGACACUGCUGAGGAUGGUUACCAUGGCAUCUCUCCUGUGUCAGCAUUCCCUCCUCAGAACAGUUAUGGACUUUAUGACAUGAUGGGAAACACAUGGGAAUGGACAUCCACACCCUUUCGCUCUGCACAGCCAAUGUAUGUGCUGCGCGGUGCCUCAUGGAUCGACACGGUGGAUGGUUCAGCCAAUCACAAGGCACGAAUCACAACCAGGAUGGGCAACACUCCGGACUCUGCCUCUGAUAACCUGGGCUUCAGGUGUGCUGCCGAUGAUGGACAGAAAGGAGGGACGAAGAAAGACAAAACAGAACUUUAGACAACAGGAAGUUAACUUUGACCUUACGGUUAUUCAUGAGUUAACAAUGGUUCUGAUGACUCGAAGGAGGACAAAGAAGAAGACAAAAAGGGAGCAAUGAAAGAAUAAUGUCUAACAAGUGCAACGUGGUCAAACAAACUGUAUAUCUCCUGUGGAGAGUGAACAAUUAGUUUUUAUUGAUUUCAAUUUAAAAAAUAAAGAUACACUUGCUUAAACUGA
Messenger RNA from Labrus bergylta (ballan wrasse), 1251 nucleotides. RefSeq names its product sulfatase modifying factor 2 (gene sumf2). Gene Ontology annotation, cellular component: endoplasmic reticulum. The record is from RefSeq and is a predicted model, not a curated record. NCBI's taxonomy places the organism in Eukaryota, Metazoa, Chordata, Actinopteri, Labriformes, Labridae.